Molecule: messenger RNA, 1712 nt
Organism: Cephus cinctus (wheat stem sawfly)
Lineage: Eukaryota; Metazoa; Arthropoda; Insecta; Hymenoptera; Cephidae
Gene: fest
Exons: 7
Coding region: 443-1582 (379 amino acids)
Source: RefSeq, a predicted model, not a curated record
UUUUAAAGGUGUAUGAAAACUUUCGUGAUUGGCUGUAUAUGUCAGACAGAAGAAAAUCUAUGGCAAAUGUUCGAACACGACAGAAGAAUAUCGACGCAAAACAAAAAUGACAGUACUAAGCAACCAAUUUAACAACAGUCCUAUAUUUCUUGAUGCUUUUCAUCAUUUCAUUGACGAAAUCAAAACUUUUCACUUUGUACUAUCUUUGGGACAAUAGUAGACUUACCUUUCUAAUCUCACAGGAUCACGUGCAUUAAGCUUAUGGUAGGGCGCUGGUGAAAGCUAAUUAUUUCAAUUUCAUAGUGUCCAUGAAAUUGAGAAGAAAAAUCAUUCAACCGUGGAUUGUUUAAGUGAAGGAAGUCAAACGGCCAUCUCAAGGAGUUGCAAAGUUCGCCAGAAAAAGUCUAAAACGGGUUCUAUUACGAAGUCCAAGGUAAAAAAUAUGGCUACUUUUUCAACGGAGUUCCCUAAGGACAUGUCAAGAGCCUCUGGACAGUCUGAAAGUCAUUCCAUACAAACACAAAGUUCUGCACCUUUAAUGCUAAGGGAGAAUACUAGUGCUACUCCUAUGCGACCCAGAUCUCUUUAUACGGCCCACAGUUAUCAUGCUAAUCAGAAUGACGAGAGUAAUUUUCAACGGUACAACGAAUAUUCCAAAUUUUUUGAAACUCCACCUUCUGAACAAUGGAGUGCCAUAUCCGGCACAGGUUUUUCUACAACUACUGGUAGUAUUUGGCGUCAACCCAGAAAUCCUAAACACAGCGCUACAUCUUAUUACACUGGUGAAGAGUCUUGUGUCUAUACGGAGAACUGGAGAGAACACGAUACAGAUGCUGGUGUUGGCGGUGCUGUUGCUACUCCUCACGGCACGAUAUCAUUGCGGCUUCACAACAGAAUACGUGUGGAUAUGACUAUAGAUAGAGCUGUUCGUGUAAUCAAUUUCAAGAAUAAUAUUGUUCUAUCACUGAGUGGAUCUGGGGCUGCUGCAGCAUUACUUCAUCCCAAUGGAAGAAUAUAUCAAUAUGGUUCCAGGGUCGAAAUACUUGCCCAUGAUGUUCACGGAAAUAAUAAGUAUGCAAAAAUGUGGUAUAAAGGAGUUAGUUUCACUUCAGAGCAAUGUGCUCUGGUUUAUCUUGUGGAUGCUGCUGGAACGAGAACAACGACAGAUAUGUUUUCUGACAUGAGUCAAGACUUUUCGCUGAGCGUAUUUUUCUCUGAUUCUCGACACGGUCCAGCUUGCUUUCAGGAAGCAGCCACAGCGUUAGGUGCUGCUCAGUACUGGUUAACUGAUGAAGGCGUUGAAAAUUGGAUUAUUAAUAAUGUUCGCGUUUCUCAAACUCCGGAUGGUCUCGUUAGGAUCGCUCGAAAUAGUAAUAAAUAUCAACUCAGAACAUCUCCAAGUAACGGAACGGCUUCUUUGACAACACCUUUCCUCCACUGUACCGCCUCCUUAGGCCAGACCUCGCACCUUUUCGUUCGUCGUGGCGAAAGACGUAUGCAUUACGACGGCACCAGUUUCAUCGUUCGAAAUGCUGGGCAUAGUGCAGGCUUCGAUGACAAUAAUCAACUAAAGGUGUAUUAAAAUGUGUUAGCCAUUAGUAACCAAUGGUACAAUAUUCCUAAACGCUGAGAGCGAGAAGUGAUCAAAUAGGGACUAAUUUUUUCUUCCUAAUUUAUAUAUUCAUUUGAAUUCAUUACGUAUCAACUUUGCA